CCGACGAAGGAAAGGUCUAUGUAUAGUGCAGAUCCGCAUAAAGCUCUUCGUAUUGGCGAUAACACGACCAACCGAGUCCAACAAAUUUCAUGCUUCAUCUUGGAUAACAUGCAAGUCAGCUCACUUGGCGCCCGAGACGCGCAAUCCCGACACGGGGGAGAACUCCGAUACUUCGCCAAGCACCUGCAUUCUUCAGGGCAAAAUUCCUUGUCGUCACCCCUGAGCCCUCGCAGAACACGAACCACACCACUGAUGUCAUGCAUAAACCGCCCCUGCAGACCGAGACCCCCAAGACGGCUCGGAGACGGACAAGUUAAGUCAUCGCUAUUCAGGCCGCCCUCAUACCUGUCUACAUGUUGAGCCUGCGUAUCCAUCUUCUCCUGAUUUUGUUUAGCAGGGAUGCCGUAGUCGUCUGUUCCUGAUAAUAGCAAACUCAAAAUCCCUGCAUCAAUCGUCCCAACUCUCUCCUUCAACCCCGAUGACGUCAUUCCUCCCCCCUUUCUCUCUCCCACACCAUCUCGCAUCCACACCACUACAACACCCUGGAGAGACAAGCUUGGAUCUAGCAGAGGUUCCAGAAUCUGAUCGUUACCCAUCGAUCCUUACCCGCCUUGAUUCUGGCGACUCAGCCGAGUCAGCGCACCAAGCUGGGGUAAGCUCAACUCCACAGAGCGCAACAAAGUUCUUUAGAGAACAACAGGAACAGAAGAAAAGUCCUCUAAGAAUUGAAACGGAUUCAGAUAGAGGAAGAAGCUCAAUAGGUAGUCAUCCAGCAACCAUGACAUCCAAAUCUCAGUCCGAACAUGGGUCUCGGUCACCGCCUACACAAUAUGAAGGAGAGGAAGCACCAGUGAUCGAUAGCGAGGGGGGAAGCGAGAACGACGCCCGGAAGGGAGAUACGCCCAAACGGCCAAAGAGCCCUGCCUACGUCGCCCCCAUCCCGAGGAUAGGCAGCAUCUCACCAAAACUCUCACCGGGAAUCCAAAUAUCCGCCACGGACCGCCCAGAGCUUCCGCCGUCCAUUGGCGCGCUUCUCGUCGGGAAACUGAUCGAUGAAGACGGCGAUGUCAUAGACGAAGAGACAGGGCAGGUCCUAGCGCACGCCGCCGGUGACCUGCCCUCGAUGGUCGGGCGGCGGGUGUCCAACGCCCAAGGCGGCAUCCUCGGCGAUGACGGCGAGCUCCUGGGAUAUGUCGCCGACAUCGAGUGGCCGAAGGAUCGGCCGCCGCCCACGGCACCACCACGGAGCCUGUUUGACGUGAUGGGGCGCUCCACGAGCUCCCUCAUGGUCGACCACGCGGGGAACAUCCUCGACGCGGGCGGGAAUGUCGUCGGCACCUUCCACGAUAACAACAACCCGCUACACCGCAAGGAAAAGGAGGAAAAGGAGGCUCGAGAGCGCGCGCAGCAGACCGAAGAAGAGACGGCGCCUCAGCAGCGGUCGACUGCUCCGACCCCGACGCCAACGCCGCCUCAGCAAGCGGAGGAGCAGGCGCAACCCCAGUCACAAUCGACUCCUAGUGAUGAGAGUCAGCCUAAGCCGAGAAGAACGGAAGAGGAGAGGAGACAGAAUGCGGAAGCGUGGCGGAAGGAGAACCCCAACGAGAGCCCGUCUGAUAUUUUCUUGGAUGUCAAGUCCACGAGGGAGGGGAUCCAGCUGACCAUCCGAAUUCCCACCGUGUUCAAUGGUCAGCAGACCACACCACACAUCUCGUUUUCGUAGUCGUGGAAGUGAGGGGAAUGACGGAAUUUCAGCGGCAAUACCAUGUCCAGGGUUAUCAUGAGCGGCUAAUCGAGGAGUUGACGGACGGGCCCGGUUGGAAAACGGUAUAGGGAGUUCAGGAUCGCCGUAGCCUCGCAUGCCCCUCAGUCCCAACGGGCAUCGCGCAGUUUAGAUCGAGAUUCUUUGUAUAAUAGACCAUUGAUAGGAGCAAUUUUCCGAGCCUAAAUGCACUAGUAUACACCCCCCACUUCACAAGCAUUGAUAAGCCAGCCCGGCCCAGCCUGGGAUGAUCUAGUCUGGGGUGCUG
Molecule: messenger RNA, 2030 nt
Organism: Chaetomium fimeti
Lineage: Eukaryota; Fungi; Ascomycota; Sordariomycetes; Sordariales; Chaetomiaceae
Exons: 1
Coding region: 479-1723 (414 amino acids)
Source: RefSeq, a predicted model, not a curated record